Molecule: messenger RNA, 363 nt
Organism: Parnassius apollo (apollo)
Lineage: Eukaryota; Metazoa; Arthropoda; Insecta; Lepidoptera; Papilionidae
Source: the annotation of a GenBank genome assembly
AUGAAGUUGGUUGUGCUGACUCUGUGUUUAGUUGCGUUAGUCCUUGCUGAGGAAAAAUAUGAGGAAGUGGAAAAUAAUUUUGACAUAACAGAAUUAUUGAAAAAUGAUCGAUUACUGAUGUCUUAUAUAAAAUGUUUGUUGAACAAAGGACCGUGCACUCCAGAAGUGAAAAAAAUCAAAGAAAAGCUACCGGAGGCACUCGAAACUCAUUGCGCUAAAUGUACCGAUAAACAAAAGCAAAUGGGAAAGGUGUUGGCUCAGCAAGUGAAGAAGACGCAUCCUGAACUGUGGCAAGAACUUAAAGCUUUAUACGACCCUCAAGGCAAAUAUCAAAAAGUUUUCCAAGAUUACUUCAGUGCUUAA